CCUGCCUGUGACAAGUAUCGUUUGCCUGGGUGUCCAAGGGACUACAAUCCAGUUUGUGGGACUGAUGGAGAGACCUACGGAAACGAGUGUGUGCUCUGCCUUUACAACAG
Molecule: messenger RNA, 110 nt
Organism: Pterocles gutturalis (yellow-throated sandgrouse)
Lineage: Eukaryota; Metazoa; Chordata; Aves; Pterocliformes; Pteroclidae
Product: trypsin inhibitor ClTI-1-like
Exons: 1
Biological process (GO): negative regulation of serine-type endopeptidase activity; spermatid development
Molecular function (GO): protein binding; serine-type endopeptidase inhibitor activity
Source: RefSeq, a predicted model, not a curated record